This is a messenger RNA of Parnassius mnemosyne (clouded apollo), 582 nucleotides long. NCBI's taxonomy places the organism in Eukaryota, Metazoa, Arthropoda, Insecta, Lepidoptera, Papilionidae. The record is from the annotation of a GenBank genome assembly.
AUGAACUCACCUUGCAGCGGUUGUAAAAAAGCAAUCAAACCUUCAGAAAGAAUUACUUGCACUCAAUCUUCGUGCGGCAAAAGAUAUCAUUACCUGUGUGUUAAUUUGAAUGUUGAUAACUUCAAAAAGCAAAAAAAUUGGAAGUGUCCUGACUGCUCCAUUAAAUACUUGUCAAUAAUACGUAAGGAAGGAAAUAGUGAUGAUACUCCUAUUAAAUUGGCGACCUGCAGCGAAUUUUUAGACGACUCUCAAAAUAUUACCAUAAGGCGUCAAAAAGAGAGCGAACCCACUACUGAACACCAAGACUGUGUAUCUCGUGCUGAACUAGCAGAAAUUAUUCGUAGGGAAUUGCGUUCAGUGAUUCGAGAUACAUUAAAUGAGGAGUUCGCUAAUAUCGAAAAAGAAAUUCAUGCAUUUGAAGAAACGAUUAAAUUUAUUAAUUCACAAUAUGACGCUAUAAGUACCAAAGUUAAAGUCCUAUCUGAUGAUACCAAGAUCUUUUCUACAACUAAUGUAAUGUUAACUGGCAAGGUCAGGGAUUUAGAGGAAAGGUUAUCACAAAUGGAACAGUCUGCCCGUUAG